Aspergillus sclerotioniger CBS 115572 is the source of this 1082-nucleotide messenger RNA. RefSeq lists its product as uncharacterized. The coding region runs from base 266 to 832 and encodes 188 amino acids. The record is from RefSeq and is a predicted model, not a curated record. The transcript is spliced from 2 exons. NCBI's taxonomy places the organism in Eukaryota, Fungi, Ascomycota, Eurotiomycetes, Eurotiales, Aspergillaceae.
CGACUAAGCACUAAGCAGGGCUGCGCCAACCCUCAUACGCCCGGUUUCACUCGCCGCACCCAACAACGAAAGCCAAGUGAAACUAAGCUGACAGGUCUUGCAAGGAUCACAUGUUCGAAUUUCCUGAACCUCUGCAUUGCCCACCUGUGGAUAUUUAUUCGGCUGAAUCCCCUUUAACCUUGAUAUAACAACUACUUUCCAACCCCGUCUAGCACCCCACCUUCAUUAUCAUCUCAAGCACUCCGCACCGCCUACUCACACCAUAAUGAAGGCAUUCUCAUACACCUCGCUCGGAGCUCUUACCUCCUUGUUCAUCGCAGCCCAAGGCCUAGAAUGGGACGAAUACGCCUGUAUGACCAGCACCGGCGACAUGAAGAAGCUGGGCUCAUACACCUACAAUUCCCCCGGGAUGUGCCAGACCCAAUGUGAGAAAGAGAACGGUUACUUCUUCGCCCUCCAGGCCGAAGGCUGCUGGUGUGGCAGCGAGCCUCCCGCCUUUGCCAGCAUGAAUGGCGCAACUUGCGAUGAGGACUGCCCGGGUUGGCCUGAGGAGACAUGUGGCGGCAAUGGAACGUAUUCAGUAUGGGAUCUGACGGAGGAUUAUUCGAAUCCUAGCCUAGAACAAACCACCUCCACGGAGGCUUCGACGACAACUUCUGCUAGCAGUGCCUCGGUGUCCUCGGUGAUGUCCUCGGCGGCGCCCUCGGUCUCGGCCUCAGUGACUUCCUCCUCGGCUAUCCCAUCGGGAAGUAAUUCCACGGCGAGCAGCGCUGUUCCGACUACUACGUUGACCUCGGGGGCUAGCCGUCGGUUCAGAUUUCUGUUUUUCUAGGGACUUUAGAUGGGGAGGGGGUUCAUAUCUUGCUGCGGUUGAUGUCAUCUUAAGAAUGUGCAUAAUAUAUGCUUGAUGGCUGUUUUGUGAUAAUAUUGCUGCACGUAUCAGAGAAAGGAUAAGACAUUGCGCCCUAGUUAAAUACAAUGGCGACAUCCAUCCUAAUACUGUCGGUCCGGCUGCGCUUUUGGGCUAAGGGAAAGCAUUACACAGGAUUAACUUAUUUCAAACUAAAGUUGUACAAACUGCC